AUGACUACUCCAUUCAUCCUAGUAGCCUUUGGUUAUGGUGCUCUAGCCGUCCUCCUACUCAAACUACUCAACUUCCUUUACUCCGUCUUCUACGUCUACAGUCUAGCCGUUCCGAAGAAUCUGAAAAAGAUGGCCGGAGCUGAAUGGGCUCUCGUCACCGGCUCAACCGACGGAAUUGGCAAAGGCUACGCCCUCGAACUAGCGAGACGUGGCUUCAAAACCAUUCUUGUAGCCAGAAACCCACAAAAGCUAGCUGCUGUCGCCGACGAAAUCCAAACCGAAACUGGAGCCGAGGUCAAGACUGUCUCUUUCGACUUCACCGCCACCUCCUUGGCCGACUAUGAAGCCAACUUGUUCGGCCCAAUCCAAGGCCUACCGAUCGGAGUGCUGGUGAAUAACGUUGGCUUGUCACAUCACUUCCCCGACGAAUUCACGGAAAUGCACGGUGACGCUGAGAGACACAGAGACGUGCUGAAUGUGAACACUCUGCCAGUUACUAUGCUCUGUCAUCGUAUCUUGAAGCAGAUGAAAGCCAGACGAUCGGGAGUUGUGGUCAACUUGAGCUCGUCGAUCUGCUAUGCUAAUGCUGCCUACUGGGGUGUGUACUCGGCUUCUAAGGUGAGAUUUGGCUUUGAUAUGAUUGUUGUGGGUUUGAUUUUGGUUUGAGUGUACUACAAUAUGGUUGGAGGGCCAUUCUAGCGGCCAGUUGGGCAAAAAUAGCUACUUUUUAACUAAUAAACGUCAUUUUCUCAUUGUUACGCAAGAAAUAGCUAAAACACUCCCUAAAAACAAAUCAAAUUACCCUAGCCUUCUUUCAGAGAUACGUAGUACAACUGACAACAAUCCUGCGCAAAGAGUACGCCAAGUACGGUAUUACCGUACAAUGCGUAUCGCCCAUGAUGGUAUCGACCAACAUGAGCAAGGUCCGAAAGCCUACCUACUUCUGUCCUAGCGCAAAUGACUAUGCCAAGCAAGCGGUCGACUCGAUUGGUCAUAUUGGUGAAACGACUGGGUAUCAAGCUCACGAACUUCAGGCUUAUGGUCUGUUCAAACUGAUGCCUGAGUUCGCUUUCGACUUGUACUGGGACAACUUGUCGCUGACUGUCAGAGGUUUCGCGAGGAGAAAGUUGGCCAAGGCUCAGUAG
Molecule: messenger RNA, 1145 nt
Organism: Bursaphelenchus okinawaensis
Lineage: Eukaryota; Metazoa; Nematoda; Chromadorea; Rhabditida; Aphelenchoididae
Source: the annotation of a GenBank genome assembly